GGGGGCAGUAACUGUCCGCUUCCCAUCCGCCCCGGAAUCUUUAGCCCAAAAGUCCCAGGGUCCCCGGACAGGUUCGUGACGGUCACUUCGGGCCUCCGCGCGCUCCCCCUUGCGGCAAACCACGUCUUCCGGCUCCGGAGCCAGGGAGGAGGGAGCCUGGAGGCGAGGAGGCCUGUGCCGUCCUCCGCGGGUGCGGAGACCCGGGCCGCCGGGCCUCGGAUCCCAUUCCMCAGCUCUCAAGAUUUUACAGAAUGCUGUAAGUAAUUGUCAAAGUUGUUUUUCAAGAAACAGAAAGGGUUGCAACUUCUUCCUACUAAUAGAAACUUUCACAGUUGCAUUCAAUGCCUAACGUUGCGGAAACCGAAAGGUCCAAUGAUUCUGGAAAUGGUGGACACAAAUCUGAGAGGAAGUCUCCAGAAGAAAAUCUACAAGGUGCUGUCAGAUCUUUCUGCACAAGUGCCUCGGGAGCACCCUUGGGUCCCAGAGGAGAUGGGCAUUAUCCAUGGAGUUGUCCUGUGACUCAUACUCGGGAGAAAAUUUAUGCCAUCUGUUCAGACUAUGCCUUUCUCAACCAGGCAACCUCAAUCUAUAAAACCCCCAAUCCAGCCCGCUCUUCUUGCCUCCCUGAUAGUACCUCGUUAUCUUCUGGAAAUAAUUCAUCAAGGUACAUCGGUAUCCCGACUAGUACAUCAGAGAUAAUCUAUAAUGAAGACAAUAGUUUGGAAAACUUAUCCAACAGUCUGGGCAAGCUACCUCUCGCAUGGGAAAUCGAUAAAUCAGAAUUUGACGGGGUGACUACAAAUUUGAAACACAAAUCAGCGUGCAAUGCAAAGAAACAAGUUUCCAAGAAAAAAACUUCUGAGAAAAAAGGAAGACAUCAGAGGGAAUGUCCUCAGCAUUCUCCUCUUGAGGACAUUAAACAGCGGAAAGUAUUAGACCUCAGACGAUGGUACUGCAUAAGCCGACCACAAUAUAAGACUUCAUGUGGCAUCUCCUCAUUAAUUUCUUGUUGGAAUUUCUUAUAUAGCACAAUGGGAGCUGGAAGUCUUCCACCUAUUACCCAAGAAGAGGCUUUACAUAUUUUGGGCUUUCAACCCCCAUUUGAAGAUAUCAGGUUUGGCCCUUUCACCGGAAACACAACACUCAUGAGAUGGUUUAGACAAAUUAAUGACCACUUCCAUGUAAAAGGAUGCUCCUAUGUUCUAUAUAAGCCUCAUGGGAAGAACAAAACAGCUGGAGAAACGGCUUCAGGAGCCUUGUUGAAGUUAACGCGUGGAUUGAAAGAUGAGUCACUGGCUUAUAUCUAUCAUUGCCAAAAUCAUUAUUUUUGUCCAAUUGGCUUUGAAGCAACUCCCAUUAAAGCGAAUAAGGCCUUCAGCAGGGGUCCUCUCUCACCACAGGAAGUAGAAUAUUGGAUCUUAAUUGGAGAAUCAAGUAGAAAACAUCCUGCCAUCCACUGUAAAAAAUGGGCGGAUAUUGUUACCGAUCUAAACACUCAAAAUCCAGAAUACCUAGAUAUUCGGCAUUUAGAGAGAGGGCUGCAGUUUCGAAAAACAAAGAAGGUUGGGGGGAAUUUGCACUGCCUCAUAGCAUUCCAGAGACUUCAUUGGCAAAGAUUUGGGCUUUGGAACUUUCCAUUUGGAACCAUCAGACAAGACUCACAACCUCCAGCACAUGCCCAGGGCAUUGCCAAAUCUGAGAGUGAAGACAAUAUCUCCAAGAAGCAGCAUGGGCGUCUGGGCCGGUCCUUCAGUGCUAGUUUCCAUCAGGACUCAUCAUGGAAAAAGAUGUCCAGCAUCCAUGAGAGAAGGAACAGUGGCUACCAGGGCUACAGCGACUAYGAUGGGGAUGAGUGACCCUGCUGGGCUCUCCGCAUGGUGUCAUCCACACAGCUUACCUACAGGACUGCAAUAAGAUAGUGGAAGAUUGCAACGUCGACAUUAAUAGAACAGAUCUUGUGGUACAAAGCAUAACCUUGUAGUUCUUAGUAAAUAAGCUUAUAUAUGAUUAUCAUGGGUGGUUUCAGAUGUAUAAGCAGAUAAGCACAGAUUACUGCCCUUUUAAAAUUAAGAGUAUGUAAACAAUCUGGACAAAAAGUUUCAUAAAAUCCCCAAAUUUACAACUAUUUCUAAACAGAAACACAAAUUCACUUAACAGCAUCAAGAUUUGAAAUACUUAAGCAUGAAGUGAUUUAUGACUCGAUCCCUAGAUAAUUUGUUACAGAUAGUUUUAUUCCUAAGAUGAAGAUGUAAAGCAUUUGU
Messenger RNA from Urocitellus parryii (Arctic ground squirrel), 2261 nucleotides. NCBI's taxonomy places the organism in Eukaryota, Metazoa, Chordata, Mammalia, Rodentia, Sciuridae. The record is from RefSeq and is a predicted model, not a curated record.